Pygocentrus nattereri (red-bellied piranha) is the source of this 1510-nucleotide messenger RNA. RefSeq lists its product as uncharacterized. The record is from RefSeq and is a predicted model, not a curated record. The transcript is spliced from 7 exons. The coding region runs from base 1 to 1278 and encodes 425 amino acids. NCBI's taxonomy places the organism in Eukaryota, Metazoa, Chordata, Actinopteri, Characiformes, Serrasalmidae.
AUGGAGGUGGUGGUGUGGCUGUGUUUCGCUCCUCUGCUCUGGUUUCUUGGUAAAUGCCACGGGCAAACUCAGUUCCUUCACAUGGCUAGGUAUAUAUCAGAGAUUUCCUGUGAAGGAAACAAAUGGAAAGUGAGCACAAAGUCUAACGGGAUUGACCCGCAGCGCCUGGUACAUUGUGACCACAUCAAGAUUGAGCUUGAUUAUGAUGAUUAUGAUGAUGAACUGGAAUUUUGCAGUAAUAAACCUCCACAGUCAAAGUGUGUUUGUACUCUAGUAGUAAACAGUGGAUUUGUUGCCUGUGUUAAAUCUCUGGAUUCUGGACUCCUUUUUCCAUUCAAACCGUCUCCCAACGUCGUCUAUUCCUACAUAGUCGCUGCUCCAAACCCACACAUAACAUCCACACCUGAGGAAACAUCUUCACUGACAGUACCUGAAGGUGGAUCAGUGAGUUUAAACUGUAGUUUCACCUUCACACAAAAAUAUAAUGGGGUGCCAUUCGUUGUUUACUGGAUUAAGACUGUUGGAGAGAGCAGCACCUGUGUGUAUUCUUAUGAUUAUUCCAAGCAUCGUUCACCUCAGUACGGUCACCACUGCGCUGUGCAAAAAGAUCUGCUUAACAGACUCUCAAACCCAACCAAAGGACAGAACAGUCACAACAUCAGGAUCAGUGAAGUGAUGGAGUCAGACAGCGGUCAGUACCUCUGUGCUGUACAAGUGGACCCGAUUAAUAAAAACACUGCUAAAGGAAACUGGAAGGUGAUAAAAAGAGUUACAGUCAAUGUCCACAAAGACAAGAGACCACAGCCAACCUGGACCACCGUGACUGAGACAACCACUGAGAAAACAACAAAGAAAUCUACUGAGGAGACAACAAAGAAAGCUACUGAGAACGUUAGUGGUGUUCACCCUCUCAUGCCUCUGUUUACUUCAUGGCCCAUAUGUUUGGGUCUUCUGCUUUCUGUUUGGAUCGCAUUCGCACUCAUAAGGAAAAAGGCCAGCACUGCACGAGGUGACCCUCCAGAUCUCAGGCUGUGCCGUUACAAAGCCUCCAAAGUGGAGAAGCAGCUCCUGAUACUGAUGGUUCUCCGUAUGCUGUGGGACGUGGUGAGGAGGAGAACUAGGAUCCAUGAGGAAUUCUACCAAGAAGAUCCAGACCCUGAAGAAUCCACAACAUCUGUUGAUCUUCAUGCAGCUGCCAGGCUGAAUGAUGGAUCUGGAGCAUCAGAGGACACCAAACAUAUUCAUGAUGAAGAUUAUCUGCUGUUUUUAAAGGGGUGAAUUGUGACAACAGUGUUCAUGUAUAUUAAAUAGUCACACCUUUUGAUGAGAAAUCAUCAAGAAAUGUUCAGGAAUGUUCACUAAUCCGUUUUCUGUAAAGCUGCUUUGUGACAAUUCCAGCUGUAAAAAGCGUUAUAUAUACAUAAACUUUGACUUGACUUCUUCAUUUCAUAUAAAUCUUCAUUCUAAUGUAGGGAAUUAAAAUCUAUGUGUAUCAUCACAUCGAUUUAAA